GCUUUAUGCAGAGGAUAGCGCGACGGUUUAGUUGCCCUUCUUUGAUUGUAUUGAAUUUUGUUUUGUUUCAGUAGAAACUGUUACGUCUCAACACCACAAAAGCACUUAAUUAGACCUUUACCCCGAGGCAAAACCCCACCCAUCCAUCAGCGCCUAUCCAGACGUCAACGCAGCGUGGACACCGACUCUUGACGGAUCUAGAAAAGGUCACUACCCCCACCACUACCUGACAGCCUGAACUAAUGAUGAGGGAGGGACAACAUCAAAUUCUACCGAAAAACGACGGCGACCUUGGAUUUACAGGUUGCUAUCCUGCCGCAUAUUCCAUACCAUCGAGCUUCGGAGGCGGGGUUACUGCGGAGCGUUGUGACAGCAUGGGCGUGGUAUCGCAACGGAUUCAACGAUUGUAAUUUGUUGCUAGACAGUCUUCAGACUCCCUAAUCGACUCGCCUAGGGAAGGCGACGAUAUUAAAAUCAGAGACUUUUCGUGCAGUAGGACAGAUGGUCCUGAUGUGAACUCGGACGUUUAACUUGCUGCUGCAUGGAGUGGGCUUCCGUAACUAGAGCCGUGUAACUAAGCCAUUAAACUCUUUUUCCUUCAUUUCUACUACCUGACGUAUUCGUCAAUGGGCGUGGUGGACUCCUUGCCCUAAAGCCACCUUAAGCCGCAGAAAACUGGUUGACAGCGGUGAGAUCAAGAAGGCAGUCCUCGCGAUCUGGGAUCGGUGAACCUGUGAACGUGGCUCCGGGAGACACGAACUUCGCAAUGUCGUGGAAAGCUACGGACGGAAGAGCGGCUUCUGCGCAUCCGGGAUCAGCAGACCUCCUCUUCGUAGCUCAGGGAUGCACAACCGUCGCAGUAACCGAGUGGAGUCUUGGACGACUCGAGAAAUCUGGAAGGAAGAGCGGCAGAAGGCCGUUCCACGAUCUGGGAUCGGCGGACCUGGGAAGUUGGCUCCGGGAGACACGACCUUCGCAAGUUCAACGUUGGGUACGUCGGACCGGCAUUUCACUAUCUUCGGGAUCGGCCAACGUGUGGGGAACGCUUAACGCCGGCUUCAUCUCCGCCGCGGGUCGGUCCGGCAUGGCACAAUCUUCGGGAUCGCCCCACGUAUGGGGAGUGCUUAACGCCUCCUUCAUCUCCACUGUGGGUCCGCCCGGCAUAGCACUACCUUCGGGAUCGGCCCACGUACGGGGAGUGCUUAACGCCUCCUUCAUCUCCACUGUGGGUCCGCCCGGCAUAGCACUACCUUCGGGAUCGGUCCACGUACGGGGAGCACUUACGCCUGCUUCACCUCCGCCGCAGGUACGUCGGCCCCGCAAUUCACUAUCUUCGGGAUCGGCCUCAGUGUGGGGAGUGCAUAACGCCUGCUUCACCUCCGCCGCGGGUCCGUCCGGCAUUUCACUAUCUUCGGUAUCGGCCCACGUGUAGGGAGGGCUUAACGCCUGCUUCGCCUCCGCCUUGGGUCCGCCCGCCAUGGCACUAACUUCGGGAUCGGCCCACGUAUGGGGAGUGCUUAACGCCUGCUUCACUUCCGCCUCAGCUACAUCGGCCCGGCAUUGCACUAUGUUCGGGAGUGGGCCCACGUGUGCGGAAAAUUUAACGCCUGCUUCACCUCCGCCGCGGGUCAGCCCGGCAUUCCACUAUCUUCGGGAUCGGUCCACGUACGGGGAGUGCUUAACGCCUGCUUCACCUCCGCCGUGGGUCAGCCCGGCAUCGUACUAGCUUCGGUAUCGGCCCACGUAUGGGGAGCGUUUAUCGUCUGCUUCACCUCCGCUGUGGGUCCGCCCGGCAUCGCACUAUCUUCGGGAUCGGCCCACGUACGGGGAGUGCUUAACGCCUGCUUCACCUCCGCCGCAGGUCGGCCCGGCAUAGCACUAACUUCGGAAUCGGCCCACGUACUGGGAGGGCUUAACGCCUGCUUCACCUCCGCUGCGGGUCCGCCCGCAUUGCACUAACUUCGGGAUGGGCCCACGUAUGGGGAGUGCUUAACGCCUGCUUCACUUCCGUCUCAGCUACAUCGGCCCGGCAUUGCACUAUGUUCGGGAGUGGGCCCACGUGUGCGGAAAGCUUAACGCCUGCUUCGCCUCCGCC
This is a messenger RNA of Dermacentor andersoni, 2095 nucleotides long. The record is from RefSeq and is a predicted model, not a curated record. Lineage: Eukaryota; Metazoa; Arthropoda; Arachnida; Ixodida; Ixodidae.